AUGACCAUUGCCAAUGAUGAAAAGUGGAUCGAUAAAGAGAAGACAGGUUUGUCGGAGGCAGCCAUGGACAUCAACCUCACACUUUCAACUGACACGAUCCGCAUGCUCGUCCAGAAGGCGCGCGCCGCUGCAUCGGCCAUGAAGGACACGUUCGAGGACGGUCACGACGGUGAUGUGGAGUUUGAUGCGGACACUCUGGAAGAAGGCCAUAACCACGACGGGCUUGCCGAGGAGGAAAGCGACGAUCUUUCCAAUGAGGAAUUGCGCGAGCUGAUCGAGGACUUCAAUGUCGACGAGGCUGCAGAACUGGUUGCCAUCACCUGGAUCGGUCGGGGUGAUUUUGACGCUGAAGAUUUCUACCAGGUCGUAAACGAAGCCAGGGAGCGUGCGGUCGGCUCCACCGCAAAAUACCUUCUCGGCAUGCCAUUGCUGGCCGACUACCUGGAAGCUGGCCUGGACGCGCUGGAUCUCUGA
This is a messenger RNA of Effrenium voratum, 474 nucleotides long. Lineage: Eukaryota; Dinophyceae; Suessiales; Symbiodiniaceae. The record is from the annotation of a GenBank genome assembly.